Messenger RNA from Paraglomus occultum, 1779 nucleotides. The record is from the annotation of a GenBank genome assembly. NCBI's taxonomy places the organism in Eukaryota, Fungi, Glomeromycota, Glomeromycetes, Paraglomerales, Paraglomeraceae.
AUGACGGAAAACAUUAUCUCAGAAGGCGACCAGUUGGAGGAAAGCGUUGAUCUGUAUGAAAGACCAUCCGUUUAUCUACUACCGAGGCAGCGGCUUUUUGCUGUAGAGUAUCCGGGCUAUAUAAAGAAUGUACACAAGGUCAUCAGCACGCUCGGAGAGAAAAGAGGACUUUUGAAGGCUGUCAACAAAGGUCUAGCGGAAUUACGGUACAGACAUAAUGAUCCAUUUUGUCAUCCUAUUAACGGGGAUGUUGUUCCCACCGCCAAUUUCUUGCUCAAAGUGACGAGACGACGAAAAAAAUCUUCCGGAAAACAGGAGGGAAACGCUACUAGCAAAAUAAAGAACACGAACCAGAAUUUUACUUUUGAAGUUGUUGGAAUAAUAAAUAAGACAUGUCGAUUUAGAGGAAUGUCCGAUGCUCAAUACGUUCCUAAUCCGUACGAUUCGAUACCAAACUUACGGAGACAGCUUGGGAAAUUCGACGUGGAAGGUAUGCGCAAGUUUACCUUCCAACAAUCCGAGGACUAUACAAAGCCAACACUCUUACCACCACCAUCACUGGCAAGAAUCGAGAUUCCGAUGGAAUAUAAAUACCAACAGAAUGUCUCGGUCAUUAAAGUCAUGAUACGUCCUAACGAGACGAAUGUAAGCGAUGAAUGUGCCGUCAGUCAGACUCAUAAAUCGACAUUGGAGAAGAAAAUUCAUCGCCUUGACGAAGGUCCCCCUCCUGAGGUUUUAAAUUAUGUGGAAUUACUGCCCAAAGAGCCUAUAGAGAAGUUGAAGAAGAUGUUUGAGGAACGUCCAGUAUGGACAAGACUAGCGUUGCUUAACACGCUCCCCAAAACGUAUAAGAAACUCAUUAGGAAGCUUUUACCGUUGGUUGCCUAUUGGAUGGUUGGCGGUCCGUGGCGAGAUUGUUGGAUCCGUUAUGGAUACGACCCGCGAAAUGAUCAAACAUCCCGAAUAUAUCAACUUCUUGACGUCCGAAAUACAAGACGGCCUUUAAGACUAGAACGAGCAAAGCGAAUGCUAAAUGGGCAGCCAUCAGUUCUUUCGGAACAUAGUCGAACAGAUAGUCAACCGGAAACUGUAACGUAUGGAAUGGAGAUCGGCGGAGAAGACGCUAGUUUCAAGGAUAUAUCGUUAAUUAAGAUUUCUGAACUUCAUUGUAGGUUGACAGACCGUGAUUCGCAUAUAUUCUCCGGAUUGACAAAGACACGAGAUGUGGCAGUAUUCCAGCUGUGUGAUGUAACUGAUCCUCUGCUUCAACGCUUGAUCGGUUCUUCCGAAAAUUUUGUUGAAGUUUGCGAUGAGCUAAACGGAUUUUAUACAAGUAAUGCUAUGAAAAAAAUGAGGAAAAUCUUACGCCGAAAAUUCGAGGCGUUAGAUGAGAAUGAGAUUUUGUCGGAAGAGAGUUUUAAGGACAUAUUAGAGAGGCACGCAUCGGAUAACGAAGAAAUCCCAGAUGAGAGUGGGGUUGAGGACGAGAACGCAUCUGCAACAGGUGAGACGACGCCCGCAGAUCCUAUUUCGAACAGGAUUGUCGAAUUGAUGCGAAACCUUCAAAAUCAACAACAGUUGCAAGAUGCCACAGCUUCGCGUCCAACCGAGUUACUUUACCGCGUUGAAGACCUUGAAGAUUACGCUGACAUUUUUGGGCCUGACGAGUUACUUUUAUUUUUGCUGCGUAAUAAAGCUUGGGUAGGUUUCCGCCCUCAGCGCGAAGCCAAGACUUUGUACAAAAAAAAAACAAAAGCAAAAUAUUAUACAAUGGAUUGA